AUGAAAUACUUAACCUGGAUUUUAUAACUAGAGCCAACAUAUUAUCCUCUUCUUUUGGCUGAUAGUCUACUUAACAGCGUAGCACCAUGGCGCAGCUCACAGCACAAUCAUUCGAUCGAUCAAUUACCUCUCACCCACCAGAUGGUGGGAGGUCGGCUUGGAUAUUCCUCGCCUCGGUCUCCGUCAUGCUCCAGCUGACGUGGGGCUUCACAAUCUCAUUUGGUGCUUUUCGUGAAUAUUACUUUUACGAGUCGGCUUUCUCCGGUAACCAGGUGAUUGCUGUGAUUGGAGUUGUUAGUACGGGUGUGAUUCAACUCCUCUGUCCCUUUCUAGUGCACAUCCUUGGCGGAAGAGCUCGGCUGCGUAAACCGCUGCUAUGCAUCGGCUCAGCCAUUGUAGUGGCCGCAUCGAUUGGGGCGGGAUUCUCCCACACCCCUGUCCAACUAAUAAUGACCCAAGGGGUUCUCUACGGUCUGGGUAGUGGUCUCGUCUUUGCUCCCAACAUGAGCCUGAUAGAUGAAUGGUUCAUCAGGCGGCGUAGUCUCGCCUACGGCAUCUACUUUGCAUGUUCAAGUAUCGCUGCUGCCAUCAUCCCUCCAGUUAUGCGGGUGCUUCUGGCAAAGUACUCAGCCAAAGCGACAUUGAUUGGCUGGGGUAUAUUUGUUGCUGUUGUGCUGAGUAUAGCCCUGAUCGGCGUGCGGCCUCGCCUGCCGUCGUCCUCCCGUUCUGCGGAGAACGAAAAAGAAAAUCCUCUCUCUGGACAAUUUUCAUAUGGAUUUCUACGAAAGCCUCUGUUCUGGCUAGUUCUCUUAUCCAAUGUCUUACAAGCACUGUCCCAAUACUUACCUUCCGUCUACAUACCGUCUUAUGCAACAGCCGUAAUUGGUGCUUCCUCGGCAAGUGCAUCGGCUCUACUCGCCAUUUACAAUAUCGCAUCCGCCAUUUGUCAGCCGUUCUUAGGCUUACUCGCUGAUAAGCGAGGUAUUCUGUAUCCGCUGCUGCUCAGUACUUUGGUCCCAGCCAUUGCUGUUUUGUGUAUCUGGGGCUUUGCCACGAAAUACGGCCUACUCGCACUUGUAUGCAUCCUAUUCGGCGGUCUUUCCGGGGGCUAUGUUGUUCUACGGAACCGCUUUGCAACGGCUAUCGUUGGAAACAGUGAUCGCCCGAAUGAAGAGCUGAUUGUAUCAGGCCUGAUCAUGUUCUUCAGGGGAGGCGCCACAAUCGCAUCUGGCUUUGUGGCUACAGCAGUCUCCUCUGCGGGUGAAGAUCGGGGUCUGCACAAAGGGAGUUAUGGGGCCGGUCAAUGGCUUCCAUUAAUUCUUACUGUUGGAAUUCUCACCGGGGUCUCUUGCAUUGGUGCACUGGGAUUCCUGCGGGAAGUCAAGCAAGGCAGGAGCGUGGAGAACAGUAGUGAGCAAGCCCAUGGAAAUUCGUAAGAAGCUUACGGGCAUCUGCAUAAUCGUUGGGAAUUAAUGUACUUGCACGGAAUCUCCGAAAGGAUAGUUUGCGCCUCGGCUGCAACAUGCAAGAAAUUUCUAUUAUUUCAUUUUUCCUCCUUGGAUGGGAACGAUAUGUUAGGGCUCAGCUUAUACAGGAUACCAACCUCCAAUGACAAUUCAGCAACGCUGCGAGCUAUAUACAUAAGGGGAAGGGUUAUUUCAGUCGUUUGACUGGGUCGGUCCACAUGUUUAUUAUUAUUUUAUUCUUCUUAAAACGGC
Molecule: messenger RNA, 1718 nt
Organism: Aspergillus caelatus
Lineage: Eukaryota; Fungi; Ascomycota; Eurotiomycetes; Eurotiales; Aspergillaceae
Product: major facilitator superfamily domain-containing protein
Exons: 4
Coding region: 87-1436 (449 amino acids)
Biological process (GO): transmembrane transport
Cellular component (GO): fungal-type vacuole membrane
Molecular function (GO): transmembrane transporter activity
Source: RefSeq, a predicted model, not a curated record